CACAUAGCACUGCGCGGCCAACUGCGAGCCAGCAAGUGGCGCCGAAGACCGAGGCAGCACUGCGUCACGAGCGUCUUGGCGCGGCCGCGCCAACUUGAGCUUCCUGGCCGGCAAAAGUAAACUACCGCUUCGAUACUAAAGAAACAAGAGCAACAAGCCCUCGCCUGCCAGUAGCCUGCGUGACCCUCGACGUUUGUGUGGCAAUUUGCCAUGCGUUUCGCUCAGCCGCGGCAAGCCUCUCGCGCUCAGCAACCCAGCUCCGUAGCAACUCGUGACAGUGUUCGCUUACUCGCCGUAGGCGUCGCCGCGCGUCUCCGGUGCCAGCGCGAACCGACGCGAGUGCUGGCCAUGGCGUCGACUUUAGAUGGCUCCAGCCGCUCAACGAGCCACGUCGACUACGCUAUUGUAGGCGGGGGUCCAGCAGGGCUGCUAACAGCCAAGGCGCUACUCAAGGCCGCACCCGGAGCUAGCGUUCAGGUGUACGAGACGGCUCGCGGCUACUGGCCCCAGGGCGCGGGUGUGCUUCUGGAGCUGAACGGCUGGCGGGCGCUGCACGCCGUGGACGACGACCUGGCAGACAGGCUGCGCUCCCAGGGUUUUCUGUUCGGCUCCGCGGGCGUGUACGACGAGGCCGGCAGCCCCAUGAAGCUGCCGUACACACAGAGCAUGGACUGGAACCAUGCCGAGAGCGAGCGGGUGCACGGACACACACGCGUGAUGGUGUACUGGGGCGACAUCCGCCAGGCUCUGUUCGAAUCACUGCCUGAGGGCAUCGUGUCGUUCAACAGCCGCAUCACGGCUGUAACCCCCGGGGAGCCCGGCAGCCAGCCCGCGGUGCUGCAGAUGCAGGACGCCCAAGGCGACACGCGUACCGUGACGGCGGGGCUGGUGGUGGCGGCUGACGGCUUCUACAGCCGCACCAAGAGGCUGGUGUGGGGCGGCGGCAUGCCCGUCUUCACCAACCGCCUAAUCUGGCGCGCGCUGGUGCAGUACGACGACGACGACGAGGUGCCGGAGCUGCUGCGGCGCAGCGGCGGGGACCCCGUCAUGUGGAUGGGGCAGGGCAUUCCGCCCUCGCGCUUCGCCACGGUGUACACGGUGGGCCACAACCGCUUCGUGUGGACCUGCAUCGCGGGCACAUCGUUCCUGGAGAAGGCCGGUCUGAGCUGGAGCCCCGCCAAGAACGAUGACAUGGGCAUUCAGCAGGCCGGCGCCGGUGCCUCCUCUCCCGCCAAGAGCCGCUGCCUGGCCGUGUUUGGCGAUUACCCGCCCGCCAUCGUGGACCUGCUCCAGCGCACCGACCCGGCCGUCAUCACCGAGCACGGCGCCUACCUGCACGACCUGACGGCACUGCAGGGGGCCUCCGACUGGGUGCGCGGCAAUGUGGUGCUGGUGGGCGACGCCGCGCACACCGCGCCGCCGGACGGCCAGGGACUCAACAUGGCGCUGGAGGACGUCGCGGUGCUGGGCGACUGCGUGCAGCGGCUGGGCGCCACAAGCCAGGCGCUUGAGGACUACGCCGCUGCCCGGCUGCCGCGAGUGCGCGACGUGUGGGUGCGGCCUCCCGGCGCCUUCGAGCCGCCCAACCGCCUGGCCGCAAUCAAGAACGCCUCCUUCACACCGCUGGGCCCUGGGCUCCACAGCGGCAAGAGCCGGCCGCUGCCGGGCUGGCAACCCGCACCGAGGGUGGAGGUGGCGGAGCAGCAGCCGCAGCCGCAGCAGCCGCAGCAGCCGCAGCAGCAGGUGCAGCAGAAGGCGGAGCAAGUGGCGGAGCAGCAAAAGGCUCCCGCGGCGUAGGCGGGUAGUGGAUUGGACUGCUUGGGGUGUGUGUUGCUGCUGCGCGUGCGCUGUUGUGCGAGAUGGGCGCGUCCGCCAUGUCGAGAGGUGUGGCGGCAAUCGUGGGCGGCAAUGCGCGCGUUUAUAUCUAAGGGCUCUGGCGGAUACGUGUUCAACCGCCCGCGCGGGCAUGUGUAUAUUAAGAGUAAGAGUAUCGAAGGUAUUCGUGUGUGCAGGACUGUGGUGUUAACUGAUAGGGGCGGAUUGUACGUAGCGUCAACGGGCAUGGUCCUUCAGAGCUUGCGAGCAGGUAUUUCGCAGGCAUGGUUCAGAGAAAUGAAAGCUAGUGUGAAUGCAAAUGCUAGACGCCAUCGAGUGCUCCAGGCUAGCAAGCAGCAAGAAAGAAGUUAGCAGCAAUUGCGGUUGCUUGUUACCUUUCGAGAUGAG
Messenger RNA from Chlamydomonas reinhardtii, 2223 nucleotides. RefSeq lists its product as uncharacterized. The transcript has 13 exons. The coding region runs from base 349 to 1797 and encodes 482 amino acids. Gene Ontology annotation, molecular function: FAD binding; monooxygenase activity. Lineage: Eukaryota; Viridiplantae; Chlorophyta; Chlorophyceae; Chlamydomonadales; Chlamydomonadaceae. The record is from RefSeq and is a predicted model, not a curated record.